Molecule: messenger RNA, 1276 nt
Organism: Sitophilus oryzae (rice weevil)
Lineage: Eukaryota; Metazoa; Arthropoda; Insecta; Coleoptera; Curculionidae
Product: probable ribosome production factor 1
Exons: 5
Coding region: 227-1228 (333 amino acids)
Biological process (GO): maturation of 5.8S rRNA; maturation of LSU-rRNA
Cellular component (GO): nucleolus; preribosome, large subunit precursor
Molecular function (GO): rRNA primary transcript binding
Source: RefSeq, a predicted model, not a curated record
UCUGUGGGUAUUUUUAACCUAUAAGUUUUUUCCCAUGGUUUUUCGUUAUGGUUUUUCGUAAGGUUUUUCGCUUUUUACUUUGAAAAACUUCAUUUUAUUCAGAGGCAGAAAAUAGGCACAUCAUAUUUUUCCUGUUUUACUCUUUUUUUAUGUGUUAACAGUUCUCUUAAGGAUUUUCUUAAAGUCUGGAAGUUGAUCUUUUAUUGUGCAGACAAACACUUUGAACAUGGAUAAUUCUGAAGAUGAAGCAGCUAAUAAUGUUUCAGAUAUAAAAGAGGAAGAGGAUGAAACAAAACCAUCUACAAGUGGUUCAGUAGAAUUUCCUAGUGAAACGAAAUAUUCUCAUAUUAAAAAUAAACAUGUACGAGUCCAACAGUUUCAAAAAGCCAAAAGAGAACAGAAAAAGGCAAAAAAAGAAGCUAAAAAGAAACGUGAAGUUGAAGGAACACCCAAAAAAGUUCCACAUACUAUUGAGAGUCUUCGAGAGAAAGAUGAAACUACUGUAACUAGUAUUGAUUCCGAAGAAAAUGAGUUAGUUCGAAAUGACUUAGAAAGCGAUGAGUUUAGUGAAUAUUACAAGAAUUCGUAUGAACCAAAAGUUUUGAUUACUUAUGCUGAUAAUCCAAUGAAGAAAACUAGGAUUUUUGGAAGAGAAUUAACAAGAAUAAUUCCCAACUCUACAUCUCUUUACAGAAAUCGUUCUGGAGUUAAAAAAAUUGUUAAAAGUGCAAUUAGCAAAAACUUUACUGAUAUUUUGGUGGUUAAUGAAAAUCGCAAGGAACCUGAUGGUCUUUUAGUAAUACAUUUACCAAAUGGUCCCACUGCACAUUUCAAAUUAAGUAAUGUUAGGAUAACUACAGAGUUAAGAAAGACUCACAAAGAUAUAACAGCUCAUCGGCCAGAAGUGGUGUUGAAUAAUUUUACAACUCGCUUAGGUUUAACAGUUGGAAGAAUGUUGGGGGCCUUGUUCCAUUAUGAUCCGGAGUUUGUCGGACAACGAGCUGUUACUUUUCAUAAUCAAAGAGAUUUUAUAUUCUUUAGACAUUACAGAUAUGGAUUUGACGCAGAGGGUAAAAAAGCCAGAUUAAAAGAAUUGGGUCCUAGAUUCACUCUUAAACUAAAAUCUUUGCAAAAAGGCACAUUUGAUAGUAAAUAUGGUCAAUAUGAAUGGAUUAAAGAUGGCAGGAGACAUAAAAUGGAAACAAGUAGAAGAAAGUUUGAUCUAUGAUUAUUAUAUAUUUGUUUUAAUGUUUUUAAUGAAUUCAUUGAAUUUUUA